Brienomyrus brachyistius is the source of this 3142-nucleotide messenger RNA. RefSeq names its product fibroblast growth factor 4B-like. Gene Ontology annotation, biological process: positive regulation of protein phosphorylation; regulation of cell migration; positive regulation of cell population proliferation. The record is from RefSeq and is a predicted model, not a curated record. Gene Ontology annotation, molecular function: fibroblast growth factor receptor binding; growth factor activity. The coding region runs from base 251 to 826 and encodes 191 amino acids. The transcript has 3 exons. Lineage: Eukaryota; Metazoa; Chordata; Actinopteri; Osteoglossiformes; Mormyridae. Gene Ontology annotation, cellular component: cytoplasm.
GCGAACAACAGUUCUCAACUUCUCCUACUUGAGAUCAAGUCAGAAUAAACUUCCUGGGAAGCGAAAAUCAUAUAUAAACUAGUCCAUGCAGCGUCAACGGGGAAGUCGCAGCUUCGACUUGAAGUGAGCGUCUGCAUUUCCCCUUCAUUCUUGUCUUUUUUGUCAUCGACCUAAGAAUACGGCGUACGCAGAAGGAGGUAUUUUUAGUUCAUUUGACUCCUUCGAAACACGUGUGCCCAUUUUGAUCAGGAUGACCGUUCAAUCCGCCUUGUUGCCAAUAUUGGUCUUUGGACUGGUGUCUAGCUUGGUGCGCUGUGCUUCCUUUUCUGGUAGGCAGAAUGGCACCCUAGAGCGACACUGGGAGACUCUCUACUCGCGCUCCUUGGCUCGGAUCCCCGGGGAAAAAAGAGAGAUCAGCCGGGACAGUGACUAUCUCAUGGGCAUCAAACGGCUACGACGUCUCUACUGUAACGUUGGCAUUGGAUUCCAUAUCCAGGUCUUACCAGACGGGAAGAUAACUGGAGUACAUAACGAGAAUCGACACAGUCUCCUCGAAAUAUCCCCAGUGGAAAGAGGCGUUGUGACUCUCUUCGGCGUGCGGAGUGGGCUAUUCGUGGCCAUGAGCGGCAAGGGGAAGCUGUACGGAUCCAGCCAUUUCAACGACGAGUGCAAGUUUAAAGAAAAGCUCCUGCCAAAUAAUUACAAUGCCUACGAAUCGACGGCGUACCCAGGAAUGUACAUAGGACUUAGCAAAAGCGGCAAGACGAGAAAAGGAAACAGAGUUUCUCCGGCAAUGACAGUAACCCACUUUUUGCCAAGAAUAUGAGUCAGUUGUCACUUUACCUCACUGAGUGGAGAAAGAAUAAGGGACUCAAAACAAUGCACUUUCAUGUUGAAUUUUAUGCAAUAUUAGGCGCGUCAUAUUUAAAUGAAUUAUUUAAGUAUGUAUAUUUUGUGGAAGACGUAUAUUUAUAAUUAUGGAUAAUUUUAUAUUUCAUGGAAACUGGUCAGCCAGAAGAGCGGCAAACGUAAAAAAACACUAUUUAACUAAUGUUGCCUUUUUAACAUAUCGAUACAUGUGCUGCUAUAAAGUGCUUGGAAAAGUGAAAUUCCUAUAUUGUUAAAUUAGUUUUGCACUGUUUAUAAAUAUUAGCCUUCAUGUUUGGACAACAUGCCCCAGUUUUUAUUCAGCAAUUUUGGCUUUUGUAAAUUUCAAUUAUACAAUAUGCUUUUAAAUUCUAAGGUAGCGCUGUAAGGUAGCGCUGUAUAUUCCUUGGAAGAAUUUUUCAAAUAACAUGGAAUUUGUUGUGUCAUGGGAAGAAGCGUAUGACUGAAUUAGCUAGUUAGAACCGCAGAAGCCCUAAUUGUAGUUUUUUUCUAUUUUUUCCGAAAGAAAUUUAUCUUACUUGUUUACUGUAAUUUGUUGAUCAGUCUGCACCAUAUAUACAAGUGUGAAGUAGCGUUGCAAGCCGAAGCAACUGUAGAAUGUCUGACCGCCUUUGUGCGUGUUGGUAUCUAAUUGAAACCGUAUCGGCUUACUUCUGGUGACAGAAAGUGCGGUGUCGAAGUCUAACCCUCAAAUCUGUUUUUAGCUCUGACAGGGCUCGAACUUUGAACUUCUCUGCAGUCAAUCUUUGUCAGAUGUAUAAGGUCCUAGACAGAGAGGGGGAUGUUCCUAACAUUACAGAAACUAAGCAUUCUGAAGUUGAAGUGCAAACUCUGCCUGACUUUUGCCGUUCGGUAUUGUUCUCUCGUGUUCACUUUUGAAAACUCAUCUUCUUGCAGAAAGUGUAAGUUACUGUGAAGUAUAGAAAUAGUUUUUUUUUUUUACCUCACUAGGCUGCAAAAACUGAGCAAAGGUUCAGUGUGGUUAUUCUUAUGUAUAGCUAGGAGAAAUAGCAAAUAGAGAAUUGUGUUUAGCUGUCAUGGAUGCUAGCCCUGCAGACCGCCCAGUGCUCCACUGGAAGGCCCCCCUGCCCUUUCCAUUUUCCACGCCCUGAUUGACUGUCUUUUUCUACCUCAGGUAAUUGAUUAUCACCAGCCAACGUGCAAAAUAUUUCAGGGAGGCCUCUCUGGCUGCUUCAGCCACCUGCUGGUUUGCGUUCUGUUCUUCCUAGUGGCUGAUCUUACGCCUCUGCCCUUCUAUAUGCAGAAAACCGGACAGCCAUGGGGUCCGAGUUCAGCCUUGUCACGUUUGUGCUAUCUUUACCCUGUGAUUUACUUUUAGUAUGGAGAAUCAUGAUGAAAAUAUCUGCAGACAGCUGUGAGAGACUCCACUAUAUGGCCAGCCAGUAACCCUAUAUUUUCCUUUAUACAUUUUGUAAAUAUAACUCAUGUUAACUGAUGGAACAGAGGCAGACUAUAUUAAAGAAUGAGGCUGAGCAAUUUGGAUAACAAAGGUUAACUUAAGACACCAGUUUUCCAGGACAAAAGAAGAUGACACAGGUUUCCCUCAAGUAAGCCAGGACACGUCUGCAUGCUAAUUUGCAAAUUCUGAGAGAUGUGAAGCUCUGAUAUAACAUUCCUUACCUUACCAGUAUUCAGGUGUACAAAUCUGUGCUCAGAGUGGAGGGUGGCCAGCCAAGGUGCCAGGUGUCAUGGCCUCACCCUUUCUGCCUAAUCUUUGAGCACAACUACAAAGCCACUUACAUAUCCCUGCAAAGCGUUUUUCCUUGGUAAUUAUUAACUCUGUCAUCCUGUGCCUCUUUUUUGUAUUGUAAGUUAUGUCCUUCCCUCACCUGGAUGCAUAAACCCAGAUUUACACCAGGACCAGGGAUCCCAAAUAGCUGAAACAAAAUAUUAAUCCUCUGUUAGGAGCAAAAAAAUAAUGUUAUUUUGGAACACAAACGUAAUAUUCACCAAAACUCGGUAUCUCCUGUAAUAUAAGCAAUUUAAACUACUUGUGGGUCUGAUUUUUUAAAAUGCUGUUUAUUCAUGACAGAACAAUAAUAUGUUAAAUUGAUUAAUCAUGUAACCUAAAAUUUAAAGCAUGACUGGUUAUACCUUAAGUCGAAAUUUGCUCUCCUGGCUGUUUCUGCAUUCAUGUGAAACAAUGCAAUGUACAAAGUAUAAUGACGGAAUGAAUCCCUGAGGUCAUGUUAUGCGUUUCCCACUUACCAGAAUGUGUCUGUAGUUUUAUACA